Messenger RNA from Thalassophryne amazonica, 2457 nucleotides. RefSeq names its product NOP56 ribonucleoprotein homolog (gene nop56). Gene Ontology annotation, cellular component: small-subunit processome; box C/D methylation guide snoRNP complex. The record is from RefSeq and is a predicted model, not a curated record. Gene Ontology annotation, molecular function: snoRNA binding. NCBI's taxonomy places the organism in Eukaryota, Metazoa, Chordata, Actinopteri, Batrachoidiformes, Batrachoididae.
CCUCUUCUUUUUCUAUUCUGCUCGACUGAAGAAGCGCGGACCCGCUGCGGCUCUCUAAUUAUGGUGUUGAUGCAUGUCUUGUUCGAGCAUGCGGCGGGUUAUGCUCUGUUCACCGUCAAAGAGGUGGAGGAGAUCGGUAUGCUGCUGCCUCAGGUCGAGGCCAGCGUCCUGAACAUUGGGAAGUUCAACAACAUAGUGAGUCUGGCUGCCUUCUUUCCAUUCAAAUCUGCUCAGGCAGCCCUGGAGAAUAUGAAUGCCAUUUCUGAAGGUGUGGUUCAUGCUGACCUGAAGUUGUUCCUUGAAACAAACCUGCCCUGCUCAGGGAAGAAGAAGCCCAUGUUGGGGGUUUCAGAUGCCAAAAUUGGUGCAGCUUUGCAAGAAGAAUUUGGUAUUUCCAUCCAAACUGGUGGGGUUGUAGCUGAAAUAACUCGAGGUCUGCGUCUGCAUUUUCAUUCCCUGGUCAAGGGCCUGACUGCUCUGGCUGCCUCCAAGGCACAGCUGGGUCUCGGCCAACAGCUACUACCCAGAGCUAAAGUAAAGUUUAAUGUCAAUAGGGCUGACAAUAUGAUUUCCAGUCCAUUUGCUUUGUUGGACCAGCUUGACAAGGACAUUAACACCAUCUCUUGCUGAUUUUCUUUUCCCCACAGUGAGUGGUAUGGCUACCACUUCCCAGAGCUGAUCAAGAUUGUUUCAGAAAACUCAGUCUACUGCCGCCUCGCCAGAUUGAUCGGAAACAGGAAGGAGUUGAGUGAGGAGAGUUUGGAGAGCUUAGAAGAGGUUGUGAUGGACGGUGCCAAAGCUCAGGCCAUCCUGGAUGCAUCACGCUCUUCCAUGGGUUAGCAUAUGCAAAUGUAUGGAUAUUCUCCUAUUGACCUGAUCAACAUAGAGCGGUUCUCCAGUCGUGUGGUGUCUCUAGCUGCCUAUCGGCUGGAGCUGCAGGAGUACCUCAGAUCCAAGAUGAGUCAAGUGGCUCCCAACCUGGCGGCUUUGAUCGGCGAAGUGGUGAGUAUGUGGGAGGCUCGUCUGAUCUCACAUGCCGGCAGUCUGACUAACCUGGCCAAGUAUCCGGCCUCCACGGUUCAGAUCCUGGGAGCAGAGAAGGCCCUAUUCAGAGCUCUGAAGACCCGUGGCAACACCCCCAAGUACGGCCUGAUCUUCCACUCCACCUUCAUUGGACGUGCUGCUGCCAAGAACAAAGGCCGGAUCUCCAGAUACCUGGCAAACAAGUGCACCAUUGCAUCACGCAUCGACUGUUUCUCUGAGCUCCCUACAAGUGUCUUUGGGGACAAGCUUCGAGAGCAGGUGGAAGAGCGCCUGUCUUUCUAUGAGACUGGUGAACUGCCGCAGAAUGUGGAUGUGAUGAAGAGUCAGUCAACGGAGGCCACUGACGUUGCAGCUGAGAUCAGGCGCAAGUUAGAGAAAAAGGAGAAGAAACGUAAGAACCGAGUAAAAGAAGCGUCAAAAAAACGCCAAGCAAAAUGGUGAACAACAGUGGAGAAUGCAGAAGCAAAUACCAGCGUGAAGAAGAAAAAGAAAAAACAAGCAGUGGAGGAGGCAGACAUCCAGUCGGCUGAAAAUGGCCCAGAGGACACAGACACUCCAGUGAAGAAAAAGAAACGGAAGGCUGAGGUGGCAGAUGACACAACUGCUGUAGGCGAUACUGAGACUCCAGCCAAGAAGAAAAAGAAACGAAACACUGAGGCAGCAGAAGCUGAUCCAGAAGCAACAGAAACACCAGUGUCUCAGAAGAAGAAGAAAAAGGAUAAGUGUUGAGUGAAUAUGACCAAAGACUGAGUGCUUAUUUUUGUGUAAAUUUUAUUUUUCUACUCGAGUUUAUUUCCUGUAAUACCAGGAAAACACAAGACUAAUGGAGUCGGUGCAUCAGCGACAUUUCCAUCAGGAACAGUUUUUAAAAAAUUGCUGCAUAUGGAGCUGUGGAAUUUUGGUUUCUGAUCACCAACUGUGAGGAUCAGUGAAACACUUAUUUUGGGCCAUGUUGCACAUGCACCCCGACUGUGACAUUAAAGGUGGACCUCUCAAGUUGCUCUGAAGCCUUGUUGCUCAUCACAGGAUCUUGGUCCUCCAGUACCAUCAGACACAUUUACAUCUCUCGCUGAUUAGCUCAUUCAGGUGUGCAGCUCACCUAGCUUGAGCAUGCAGUGAUGGAAAAUGUGCUGUGGUGCUUGAGGACCCAUUUGGAGUGCCUACAUAACGGAGUGGCAAUGUGAAUGUCCCGCAGUUUGAUUGACGGCUGCCAUAUUUUUUUCUACUCCUGGAGUGGUGGUGCAUGAUCAUAUGUACAUCAGCGCACACAUCUCAGUCUAGCAGCUUGUUGGUUGCAUGAUUUUAUUCUCCAGGAAGUUUCAAACUGAUGUGCAUAUGGAUGCAAUCAUUUGUAUCCAUUUAGAUUGCCUGUAGACAGAGACAGAUGUGGGGAAAAUAAAAGUCCAUGUCAUA